Molecule: messenger RNA, 411 nt
Organism: Sphaerodactylus townsendi
Lineage: Eukaryota; Metazoa; Chordata; Lepidosauria; Squamata; Sphaerodactylidae
Gene: SYCN
Product: syncollin
Exons: 1
Coding region: 1-411 (136 amino acids)
Biological process (GO): exocytosis
Cellular component (GO): secretory granule membrane
Source: RefSeq, a predicted model, not a curated record
AUGAAGGCCUCUCAGAGCCGCCUCCUCCUCCUCCUCCUGCUGCCGUUGCUCUUUCCCCUGGCUUGGGCCCAGUGCCCGGCCCCUGCUGACCUGAAGAACGCUGAUGGCACCAAGAUCUGCGCCCAGCUCUACACAGACAACAGCCCCUACUAUGACCAGUGCUGCACAGGCAGCGUGCUGUUGGUGCAGCCGGGUGAAGACCAGCCCUACGUCCCAGCGGCCUUCAACAACAAGAUCUCCUCCUUGGUAGUGGCCACCCGCUGCGAGCUCACAGUCUGGUCCGGGAAGGGCAAAGCUGGCAACACUCGCAAGUUCAAGGCCGGGGCCUUCCCUCGGCUCCAAGAGUACAGGAGGGGGCUUUUCGGAGACUGGGAUAAUUCCAUCUCGGCCUUCUAUUGCAAGUGCACUUGA